Molecule: messenger RNA, 1242 nt
Organism: Aedes albopictus (Asian tiger mosquito)
Lineage: Eukaryota; Metazoa; Arthropoda; Insecta; Diptera; Culicidae
Exons: 1
Coding region: 1-1242 (413 amino acids)
Biological process (GO): DNA integration
Molecular function (GO): nucleic acid binding
Source: RefSeq, a predicted model, not a curated record
AUGAAAGCGAUUGCUCGAUCGUACGUAUACUGGCCAUCUGUGGACAAGGACAUCGUCGACUACGUGAAAUCCUGCCGACACUGCGCAUCCGCAGCGAAGUCUCCGCCAAAGGUAGCACCGGUGCCGUGGCCUCGUUCAACCAAGCCAUGGGACCGUGUCCACAUAGACUAUGCUGGACCAAUUUCUGGAGAGUACUAUCUCGUAAUCGUGGACUCCUAUUCGAAAUGGCUGGAAAUCAUACCAACACGCAGUACGACCACGACAGCUACUGUGUCAAUCCUCAAGGACAUCUUCGCUCGAUUCGGCUUUCCUGCAACUUUGGUGAGCGACAAUGGACCGCAGUUUGCUAGUGCAUCGUUCCAAGCCUUCUACACGGAAAACGGCAUAGAUCAUCUCACGAUUGCGCCGUUUCAUCCCCAAUCAAACGGCCAAGCCGAAAGGUUUGUGGGAAUAUUUAAGAGCUCCAUCAAGAAAAUCCAGGAGGGAAAAGGUACAGUACGUGAAGCGCUCAACACCUUCCUGACCACCUACAGAAGUACGCCAAAUCCUUCCGCUCCUGAUGGCAAGUCACCGGCGGAAAACAUGUUCGGUCGUCCAAUCCGGACGUGUUUGGAGUUACUCCGUCCGCCAGCUGAACGUUCAACGAUGCACAACAAGGACUCCAACGUCAAACGAAGCUAUCAGCGAGAUGAUCCAGUAUUUGUGAAGCUCUACGUCAACAACAACUGGCACUGGGCACCGGGCGUUGUGCUGGAAAAAGUUGGCAACGUUAUGUACAAUGUUUGGGCUGAAAACCGAAGGCUCGUUCGGUCACACAUCAACCAAAUGAAGGACCGAAAUGAACCUGAUCACCGUACCAAGGCUCAAGCAGGAAACAGCGCCAGGCUACCGAUCAACGUCUUGCUCGAUGCGUGGAAUCUCUCCAUGCCACGUUCGCCGACAAUUCCAUCGCUCCCGUUACCACCAGUAGGACAAACCAAUCCGCAGACCUUAGCUUCGUCGACGCCCAAUACCAAUAUUCGUGUUUCGGUACAGUCGCCGGAAAUGCUCUCGUCGCUCUCAGCAAUAUCAUCGUCUUCCUCGUCGAGCUCUGCGCAAGUCUCGGCGUCCAGGGCAGGCUCCAUUACACCGGACUUCCAGUCUGCCAUUGAACCUCAACAAGUAUCAGAAGCCCCAGCACCUCGUCGCUCUUCACGACCACGAAGAGCGCCUCAGAGAUUCCAGCCGUACUUCCGAUAUUAA